Molecule: messenger RNA, 645 nt
Organism: Entamoeba histolytica HM-1:IMSS
Lineage: Eukaryota; Evosea; Mastigamoebida; Endamoebidae
Product: chitinase Jessie3, putative
Exons: 1
Coding region: 1-645 (214 amino acids)
Source: RefSeq, a predicted model, not a curated record
AUGAAGAAGGUUGGAUUAAGAGACGCAUUGUCUAAACGAACCAAACGAGAACAACGAGACUCUCUUGAAUUUGCUACUGCUAUGUAUACAUACAAUAGAGGUGUUUUUGAUACUCAACUAAUCCAAAUGCUAAAUGGAUGUAAUGCAGAUAUGGAUCCAUGCACGGAUUGUAAAUUAGAUGGAUAUGGAGGACAUACCACUGACAUUAGAAUUGUUUGUAAAGCUGUUGAUUCAGUUCCAAAUAAAGAGGUGUAUGAUUAUAAUUUGAGUAAAGAAGAUGUUGAAUAUUUCAUUAGUACAAUUCAAUCAACAUAUCCAUUUAAUAACGUAGAUUGGAAAACACUUAGAAGUGAUGUUGACACUGCCUAUGAUUAUCUAAAAUCCCAAAGAAAUAGUAAUGCAAUUUCUUUCAGAUAUGAUUGGAGAACAUUACUUGCCGUAAUAAGAAUGCAUCUUCCACCUAUUGAAUAUUUUGUUGGUGACCAAGUCAAAACAUUCCAAGAUUAUUGGGGAGGUGUAUUGAAUGAUGACCUAGGUCCAUACCAAUCAGUUUCUAAUUUCCCAUUUAAAUUCUGUUCUACUUCUGGAGGAAGAUCUAAUUUAUGUUCUUCUAAGUCACACAAACAAGUUCAUUAUUCAAAAUAA